Messenger RNA from Ruditapes philippinarum (Manila clam), 4525 nucleotides. Its product is annotated as mitochondrial-processing peptidase subunit alpha-like. Bases 41 to 1537 code for a protein of 498 amino acids. The transcript has 12 exons. NCBI's taxonomy places the organism in Eukaryota, Metazoa, Mollusca, Bivalvia, Venerida, Veneridae. Gene Ontology annotation, cellular component: mitochondrion. Gene Ontology annotation, molecular function: metal ion binding. The record is from RefSeq and is a predicted model, not a curated record.
UGACGCCUCAGAAAACGCAUAGUGGUCUCUGACCUUUGUAAUGGCGACUCGCAUGCUGAGAAAUAUCCUCGGCCAAGGUUGCAAGAAUAUAAAUAGGAAAUGUUGUAAAAGAUACCUUUGUAGUAGUAGAGAGGCAGGGGGAAAUGCUGACAUACCUAUGAAAAAUGUGCCUCUAUCAUCAAGGCCUCCAAACUUUCCCCCACCAAGGUAUGCCGUGGCUGACAAAACACAACAUGAGACCCAGGUGACGGUACUAGACAAUGGCUUACGAGUGGCGUCGGAGAAUAAAUUUGGGGAGUUUUGUACUGUUGGUGUAUUGAUCGACUCUGGUUCAAGAUAUGAAGUAAACUACCCCAGUGGUAUAAACCAUUUCCUGGAGAAACUGGCUUUUAGUAAAACAACAAAUUAUGAAAAUCGAGAUAAAAUCAACCAAGUGUUAGAGAAAGUUGGAGGCAUUUGUGAUUGUCAGUCUUCAAGAGAUACAAUGAUAUAUGCUAUGUCAUUAGAAAGAGAGGGACUACCUGAGGCGUUAGAUAUACUGUCUGACGUAGUUUACCAGCCUGUCAUCGGUGACGAGGAGAUUGAGAUGGCACGACAGGCAAUUGGAUUUGAGCUAGAGUCUCUCCGUAUGAACCCUGACCCUACGGCACUGAUGGUAGAGAUGAUCUUUGCUGCUGGAUACAGAAAUAAUACUCUAGGGCUACCGAAGAUCUGUCCAGCUGGUAACCUCAGUAAGAUAGACAAUCGUUUACUGUACACAUAUAUGAACAGUUACUAUGAUCCUAAGAGGGUAGUGUUAGCGGGUGUUGGCAUCGAUCAUGACACCCUCGUCAAUAUGGCGGAGAAACAUUUCGUCACAAAGUCACCGAUUUGGACGGAAAACAAAUCUCUGAUUUACCCUUCCAAAGGCAUGGAUUGUUCUAUAGCACAGUACACUGGAGGACUGGUAACUGAAGAACAAGAUUUAUCAGAUGUUAGUCUCGGACCAAAUCCAAUGCCAGAGCUUGCGCAUUUAGUUAUUGGACUAGAGAGUUGCUCACACAGGGACGAUGAUUUUGUAACAUUUUGUGUACUAAUGAAUUUACUAGGAGGCGGGGGGUCAUUUUCUGCGGGCGGACCUGGGAAAGGCAUGUACACUAGACUUUACCUGAAUGUGUUGAAUAAGCAUCAUUGGAUAGAAAUGCGCAGGCUACAAAUCACGCUUUUGCCGGACACGGGGAUGUUUCUCGACAAACUGACUGAGGUUAUAACUAAAGAAUUAGUCAAUACAGCCGGGCAGACACCACAGAGCUAUAAAGAACAGCUUCUAGUCUAUGCUGUUGAUGAACUUGGACACAAGUUUCCUGUUGUGUUUGAGGACUGUAGGGCAGAAAAAGUGACAGCGGAAGAUAUAAGCCGCGUGGCACAGAAAAUGUUAAGAACAAAGCCGGCUGUAGCCGGGUAUGGAACACUACAGAAAUUACCUGACCUGGACACUAUACAAAACUUGAUACUUAAUAAGAGUAAACCCAAGCUAUUCUCACUGUUUGGAAGAUGAAAUGAUGCAGAUAUACAUGUAUAACUAAAAUUACAAAAAUGUAUAAUUGAGAAAUUAAUGUAAAGUGAGUGCAAAAUACCGUAUAUCUCCUUCACAGCAGUAUUCUUUUAGGAGAGAUAAAAUUCUGGUUGUUCAGAAAAGGUGUUGCUUCAGUGAAGUGAAAAUUAGAUUUAUUGUGAAUUUUUGAUACUGGUAGAAAAUGACACAGUUGUUGUGAAGAGGUGAUUGCUCAACGAAGGGCCCUUUCUGAAGAGGUUACACAGUAUUUCAAAAUGAACAGGAUAGUUCUCGAGACCUAGAUUGUCUGAGUAAUUAUAAUGUUAAGAAAUUCAGUGGAAGGCAUCAACCAGCUAUUAUUUAUGUUGAAAUGAAAAUAGAUGUUGUGUCAAUGUGGAAAAAAAGUGUACCCCACCCACAUUACUUUUAGUUUUGUGUUUCUAAAAUAAAUGCAGAGUUUUAAAGACGGAAACAAAACAAAACCUGUCUUAUUAUUAUACUUGAAGUAAAACAUCAGACUUUGGCAGAACAGUGUACAGAGUGAUUAUUUUUGUUGUAAAUAUUUAUUUAGUUUUACAGAUUGUUGUAGAGAGUAAAGUUUCUGUAUAUUGUUUCAUGAUUGUAUUAACCUGUAUUAACCAUGUGAAGUGAGUCAGACAUACCAGAAAGUACUGUUAGAUGUACAUUUGUAAGUUAAGAAUAUUUUACCUAUAAUAUUGUGUGUAUAAAUCACAAUGAUAAUUUCAGUUUACAUAAUUAUGUUUGUUGUUAAUUAUAGACCAUAUUUGUUAAAGGCUCAUUAAGCCCUGAUAAUAAUGAUAUUACUUGUAUAUUUCUCAAAAACUUGGUACUUGUAGUGUCAGGUGACCUGUUUGCAGAAGGCUACUCCUUGGUCAUAUAACUUAUCUCUCAUGGUUUUGAAAUGAUUGUUUAAUUUUACGCCUUUUCCCCAACAGUACUUCAGUCAUAUAGGCGAGUAGUUUCCUAACCAUCGUUCCUAGAGAGUUAACCAGUACUAGACUACCUUCCUCCACGCUAAACUACCAAAGAAUCUCCAGGGGAUCAAACCCACGCCAGAGAGGUAACUGGAUUAGAAGUCAUCGACACUAACCUCUUGACCACGGAGGCGGUUGUUUUGAAAUGAAAUACAGUUGUAGUGGUGUAGUAUUAUGUAUGGAAGUACUUUGUUUACUUCAAUGAUUAUUUCCCUUUCAUCAGGUGGUUAUCAACACACAUGCACUUAAUCCAAUUUAGGGGCAUCCGUGGCCGAGUGGUUAAGGUCGUUGACUUCAAACCACUUGCCCCUCACCGCUGUGGGUUCGAAUCCCGACAUGGACUUUGGAUUCUUUCAUGUGAGAAAGCUAUCCAGCUAGCUUACAGAACGUUGGUGGUUCUCCUCAGAUGCUUGCUUGUGCCUGAAAAAAUGCACGGAAGGGCACCUGAGGUCUUCCUCCACAAGUAAAGCUGGAACGUCGCCAUGUGAUCAAUACUGUGUUGGUGUGACGUAAAACCCAAUCAAACAAACAAACUUAAUUCAAUUUGAAGUAGUAAAAAAUUACAUGUUUGCUCUUUGUAAAGGAAAACAAAAAUGAACUGUAAAAAUGUAGAAGAUGAAACCCUGGCCAUGUUUUGCCAAAAGUCCAGUUUUCAGAGGUUAUAUAUAGUGAUUUAUUUAUCAAUGGAUUUGGAGUUUAAAUCAUCCGAUUUUCAAAGUAUUAAGGUUUUUUAGAAUUCCAGUUUUACUAUACUAAUUUCGAGGGUAAGUGUGCCUUGAAAGCUUUAAGUUUUUGCCGUGGAGUCAACAAGCUAUAAUAUAUUGAGCCGCGCCAUGACAAAACCAAUAUUAUGGGUUUGCGACCAGCUUGGAUCAAGACCAGCCUGCACAUCCGCUCAGUCUGAUCAGGAUCCAUGCUGUUAGCUAUCAGUUUCUCUACUUCUUAUAGGGUUUGCAAGCGAACAGCAUGGAUCCUGAAUGGGUAGGCUGGUCUGGAUCCAUGCUGGUCGCAAACGCACUUUGUUGGUUUUGUUGUGAAGCGGCUUAAAUUAUAUGUGUGUGUAGAUUUUGGCUGUAGUUGUGUUGAACUCUGAGACAUUGGUGCAGUUAUCUGACACCAACUUCAUCAUAUAUACAUUAAAUUACACUCAUUCCUUUAAAGGCACAUUAAGCCUCAGAAAUGAUUCAGGUAUAUGGCCAAUGAGUACAUUUUUGGAAACUCUAGGAUACCAAAAAUAUGAAAAAAAAUUUAUGAGAAAUAAAAUAAGCAGCAUUUUGAGGCUUGUGGAAUUGACCAGCUGACAAGUUUUUACCUGUCUAUAGAUCAAAAUGAAAAUUUGAAGUAAGCUGAUAUUUUCUUUUCAAAUUUAAACAACUGUUUCUUUUUACCAGUUCAUUUUGUUUUGUCAGUAUUUUAAGCAGUCUUAUUAUUUUCUUUUUGGUCAAAUUUUUAAUUUUAAUUCAGUCCAUUUUGUGCCAGAGAUGUAAAACAGCCUAUUUUUGUAGUCAAAGAUUGGAAAAACAUUUAAAUUUCUUUAACUUAUGCUGAAAGAUUGAGAAACUUUUAGGCCGCCGCCAAAUUUUUGGCCAAAUUGAUUGAUUUUGAAGCACAUUUUACUGCAAAGAAAAAUUUUUUUUAAAAGAAAAUAUGACAAAAAGUGAGUCAAUUGUACUUUGUCAAAAAAUGCUAUGCCGUUAUUUGUUAUUUUGAAAAUUAUAACAACAAUAAUUAUAUACAUUGUAUUUCAUACCAUAUUGUUAAGAAAUAUUGAUCAUUAUUCAAAACCACAGGAACUUGAAAUUCUAUCAAAUAACUAAUAUUAAUCAUAAUAUCCAAAUAUACCCCUAUAUGCUAUAAAAAAAUUUAUAGUAUAUAGGGGGUAUAUUUUGCAUAUUAUCUUUAAUAGUGAUAGAAUUUCAAGUUCCUGUGUUCAAAACUAACAAAUGACAACUGAAUGUUGAUUAUUGAUGAGUAAAUAAAAACACAUGAAAAUCUA